GUACCAACUAUAGCUGAUGAGUCUGAUAAUGUUAAAACUUAUAAUUUUUUUACAAAAAAUUUGUAUAUAAAUGAGAUUAGAUAUUCUUCAAUACUAAUUAAAUAUCCUUCUACUUCUUUAGAAGGUAUUGCAAUUGUAUAUAAUAUUUCUAAUUGGAAUAAUUAUAAUAUUCAAUAUAAUAUGGGCGAUAGUAGUAAAAAUAAAAUUAUUAAAUAUGAAUAUCUGGGAUGUAAAGUAAAUAAAUUAGUUAGAAUUUGUACUAGUACCAAAGUAUACAAAUUUGUUUCAAGUAAAUUAAAAGAAAUACAACAUACUGAAGUUAAUGAAAAUUUAGAUUUUUAUAAAUUUAAUCAACUUGUUGAUUUACAAACUUCAAAAAAAGCCAAAACACAUGUAAAAUAUUUAGCAUAUAUAAACUUUAAAUAUCCUUAUAAUUUGUCAACUUAUGAAAAUGAAAUUGAUAUUAUAUUAUUAGAAAAAUUAUUUAAAGAAAAGCCUGUAAGUCUUAAAAGAAAAGAAAAAAUUAUCAAAUUAAAUUGUGAUAUUAAAUUUAUUAAACUUAUUCUAUUGGAUUUAAAAAUAACUCUAUUUGUUGUUUUAGUAUGCAAAGGAGUUCAUACUCAUCUAGUAUCACCACUAAUUAAUAUUCUAACUGAAAUUCAAGCAAACUUAGAACAUAUAAUUAAUGAAGCUUCUCAAAUAUUUGAAUGA
This is a messenger RNA of Scutellospora calospora, 711 nucleotides long. Lineage: Eukaryota; Fungi; Glomeromycota; Glomeromycetes; Diversisporales; Gigasporaceae. The record is from the annotation of a GenBank genome assembly.